[Torrubiella] hemipterigena is the source of this 2233-nucleotide messenger RNA. The record is from the annotation of a GenBank genome assembly. Lineage: Eukaryota; Fungi; Ascomycota; Sordariomycetes; Hypocreales; Clavicipitaceae.
AAAUACUGUUGGUGUCGUUUAGCACAUGUGCCCAGGGGCGACUUUGCUGUCGGGUGGGCCGGGCAGAAGCAGCCAGUUUCUCGGCUAUAGUGAAACUUGCCCGUUCUUUUCCACAGUCCGCCCAUCAAUUCAACCACCACGCAUCCCGGGCUGCUACGACGCAUCACGAACACAAGAUCAAUUCUUCCUCGUCUUCUUCUCAGCCCGCCCAAGCGCCAUGAAUCCCCUCGCCGCUCUCCGCCCCGCGGCCAUCCGGCGCAUAGCCCUCCCCAUGGCUCGCCGCUCCCUCAGCACAUCAGCCCGCCUCUUCAACGAGAACCGUCCUCGCAUGGUCCCCGAUGCCGAGCCGCAAGAGCUCGAGGUAGGCGAACUCCAGGGCGCCAAGUUCCGCAUCGAACCUCUGCGCCGCGUCGGCGAGGACGCCAACACCAAGCGCGCGCGCCUCGUUUAUCAGUCCCGCAAGCGCGGCACUCUUGAGAGCGACCUCCUCCUGUCAACCUUUGCCGACAAGUACCUCGCCACAAUGACACCCGAGCAGCUGACGCAGUACGACUUGUUCCUCGACGAGAACGACUGGGACAUCUACUACUGGGCGACGCAGCACGAGCCCACGUCCACGACCAACCCUUCCGUAGCUACAUCUACGGCCUCUGCAGGCGCUGUGGACCCCAAGGACGUGCCUGUGACGCCGGGCCAGGAGAACGAGCAGGGCAUUGUGACGAUGCGCCAUCCGCCCAAGGGCGAGUGGGCGCAGACCAUUGGCAACUUCAAACCUGCGUACAGACCUGUCCCUGAGCGCUGGAGAGGCGCCGAGGUGCUGCAGCUUCUCAGAGAGCAUGUCCGUACAAGGAGUGUCGAUGGCGAGGAGGGCAAGGGCUUUGCCUUUAUGCCUCCUCUGAAGGGUUAAUCAACUAACCAAACUUUCUUCUUUCCCUCUCCAUUCUGUUCAUUUCUUUGUAUUCAUAAAAUCUGGAGGUGUUGUAGGAUAGUAUUGCGUCCGCGAGAUAUAGGAAACGCUAAAACCAAAUUGGAUCUACGUUCAUAUUUUCACAUAAUUUAUACGUAUAGCUGGUGAUGUAGAAGGACAGUCAUAGUAGAAAAGCGGCAAGAUGGCCAACCAGUUCAUCAUUUCGUCAUGACAGUAGAAAAGAUAAGAGGUAGAAAAAGAAGAACAAAUCAGGCAUAUAUAUGACAAAAGAAGCGCACAGAAUAUGCCCGCCAAACAAGAAUCCCAGCCCUUCUCUUGCAGUCCCCCAAGAAAUACAAAAACCCUUCCAAGACUGUAAAAUGCGCGCUCACUCAUCAAUCGAUGAGGACAGUGAAAAGACAAAAUCAUCAAAAGCCAUGCCGUGUAAGUGGUAUCAAACUCCCUUCCGUCCAAUUGUCCCAAGUGUGUUGUAGUACGCCCCAUGCCACCGUGUUGCUCCGAAACAAAAGGAAAAUAAGCGCCGUAAGACUAGAGAAAAUAGAAAGGUUGCGUUUAACAGAUAUAGUGUCGUCCUCCUCUUUUUAUACGUCUCAUGAUUCUGAGCGUCACGCUCCCCCAUCAGGCAGAAUCUUGCCCAAGCUUCGCAGCACCUCCAUCAUGGGCAUCGCCCUCGUGCCGGCGCGCGUCUUCUCCUUUUCUUCGCGCGCCUUGAGCUGCACAGCACUCGAUGCCAGGACCUUGUCUGCUUCUUGGCUUGCCACGAGGACACGCUGCUCCAGCUUAUGCACAUUGUCGGCAAGCUGGUCCACCUCGAAUUCUAGCGACUCUUGGAUCUUCCGUAUUCUUGCGUCUGUUGAUUUGCGGACAGAGGCGAAUGGUUCCAUUUCGGAGGCAAGAUAUGUGCGGAUCUUGCGCUCUUCGGGGUCCAAAAGGUCAAAGUCGGGGAGGAUGAUGGCAUCGUUGUCAGACGCAAAGACUGACGGUUGGUCCACGGGAGGUUUUCGUAUUGAUAGCCAUGCUUGCUUUUCUUCUUGUAAUCUGCCAGAACACGCAAUUAGCACACCAUACGUACCAUCAUGUUCUAUUUCUUACCGUUUUAUUCUCGCUUCUAGAUCGUCCAUCUUCUGAUCUAGUUCCACAUUCUUCGGGUUCGGCUUCAGCAGCAGCGGUUUUCUAGGCCGGCUGUCGUCUCGACUGAGCCAAUCUGAAAAGUCGGCCGUUUCGCCAAAUCCUUUGAGUAUUUGAUCCUGUAUAGGACGCGCUAGUUGCUUGUUAGCAAAGACAUAAGAUCAAUGCGAAGACAAA